GCAAUGGUGAGAUUGUUUAAUAUUCAAGCUUAAUAAGAUGGUCGUGGAUGGAUUGAGUGAGUGUGUGGUUGCUGAUAGAAAAAUAAUACUGCCCGUGAUGGCUGGUCUGGAGUGGUUUGCCCAUCUGACGGUGAUCCGAUGGCGUUGGAGUAGUGGUGCUGGUGAUAGUGAUCUGAUGGUGGUGGACUGGUGGCCUUUGCUUUGUUGGGUUGUGGCGUCUGGUGGCGAGCGGCCCUCGUCAGCUCGUCUCCCUUUGCUCGGCCCACCAUUGGCCUUGUGCCCUUGUCCCCCUCGCAGCCUGAAUUUUAUUCCCUCUCUAUCUGCAUAUUGUUUUCUUUUUGUUUGUUUGGGAGCGGAAUAUCUCCCGUGCUUUUUGGUGCUCCAAGUUGCCGCUCUGGUUGGUUUGGGGGAGCCGCCAGCUCAGUGGUACGUGGGUGGAAUCCAGUCGAGACGUUGGGUGCGGAAGAGGCUCAGCCUCCAUUGCCGGCAUCGGCCGCCGGCGCCGGCGGCCGCCGCGGCUCCUCUCCUUGCACAACAGAUGGGGGACGUUGUGAAGGACCUGACAGCCGGGACCGUAGGAGGGGCGGCCAACCUGUUUGUUGGGCACCCAUUCGACACCAUCAAGGUGAAGCUGCAGAGCCAGCCCACCCCUGCUCCUGGCCAGCUCCCCAAGUAUGCAGGCGCCAUCGAUGCUGUCAAGCAGACGAUCGCGGCUGAAGGGCCGAGGGGCCUGUACAAGGGAAUGGGGGCACCUCUAGCCACUGUAGCGGCAUUCAACGCUCUCCUGUUCACCGUCAGGGGCCAGAUGGAGGCCGUGCUCCGCUCCGAGCCAGGCGCGCCGCUCACCGUCGGCCAGCAGGUCGUCGCCGGCGCCGGCGCGGGGGUCGCCGUCUCGUUCCUGGCGUGCCCCACCGAGCUCAUCAAGUGCAGGUUGCAAGCCCAGAGCUCCUUAGCCGAGGCAGCAGCCGCCUCCGGCGUGGCUGUACCCAAAGGCCCGAUCGAUGUGGCGAAGCACGUCGUCCGGGACGCCGGCGCGAGAGGCCUCUUCAAGGGCCUGGUGCCGACGCUGGGGCGCGAGGUCCCCGGCAACGCGGUGAUGUUCGGCGUGUACGAGGCCGCGAAGCAGUACCUCGCCGGCGGCCCCGACACGUCGGGCCUCGGCCGGGGGUCCCAGGUCCUGGCCGGCGGCCUCGCCGGCGCCGCCCUGUGGCUGUCGGUGUACCCGACGGACGUGGUGAAGAGCGUGAUCCAGGUGGACGACUACCGGAACCCGCGGUACGCGGGGUCCCUGGACGCGCUGAGGAAGAUCGUGGCGGCCGACGGCGUCAAGGGCCUGUACAAGGGGUUCGGGCCGGCCAUGGCGCGCAGCGUCCCUGCCAAUGCCGCGACGUUCGUGGCGUACGAGAUAACAAGAUCGGCGCUCGGUUGAUUGGCUGCGACUUGCCAUUGGAGUGGUGGCCUUUGCUUUGUUGGGUUGUGAUGUCUGGUGGCGACGUCUCCUUUUGCACAGCCCACCAUUGGCCCUGUGCCCUUUCAUGAAUCAGCUCAAGUGUUCUUCGUUUAAUUUGUUUCGUAUACCUCGCAAGUCGCAAAGCAAUCUGUUGCACCUCUGGCAUGCCAGAUUUA
This is a messenger RNA of Panicum virgatum (switchgrass), 1626 nucleotides long. Its product is annotated as mitochondrial carnitine/acylcarnitine carrier-like protein. Bases 38 to 1429 code for a protein of 463 amino acids. Gene Ontology annotation, biological process: mitochondrial L-ornithine transmembrane transport. The record is from RefSeq and is a predicted model, not a curated record. The transcript is spliced from 3 exons. Gene Ontology annotation, molecular function: L-ornithine transmembrane transporter activity. Lineage: Eukaryota; Viridiplantae; Streptophyta; Magnoliopsida; Poales; Poaceae.